Phragmites australis (common reed) is the source of this 8421-nucleotide messenger RNA. Its product is annotated as replication factor A protein 1-like. Lineage: Eukaryota; Viridiplantae; Streptophyta; Magnoliopsida; Poales; Poaceae. Gene Ontology annotation, molecular function: DNA helicase activity; DNA binding. Bases 6331 to 7986 code for a protein of 551 amino acids. The transcript has 18 exons. Gene Ontology annotation, biological process: DNA repair; DNA replication; telomere maintenance. Gene Ontology annotation, cellular component: nucleus. The record is from RefSeq and is a predicted model, not a curated record.
UCCAUUCAUAAUUCAAGAUUGAGAACACCUCCAUUUUCAGUUUGUUUUCUUGUUUUAGUUCUGUUCCUUGCUGUUGUAAAUAUGAUAAAAUUGCAUGUGGACUCCCAUGCCAGUGUCUGUUUCCCAUAAUUUGGAGGCUGUGAUGAUGUUUUUUUUUCCCGUUAAUCUGAGAUGUACUCAAUACUGUGAAGACAAGUCUCCCUCCAUUCAAAACUACUAAACUCAUCACCUCUACUUUUAAUUUUUGCUUGGUUUAGCUUGAAUCCAUUUUUAGUGUUUUCUGCUGCUCACAUUGUCCGUUUGAUAGAGCUUACAUGAUUCAAUUUGGCUGAAAAGAGCAAACGUUUUCAGUACAUGGAUAUAGUUUCUAUGUUUCUAUUUGUACUUUUUUGAGUACUGCAUGUUGUUUCAGCUUGCAUUAGCACAAUGGUUUGAUAAGCUUCUAUUAUUGCAGCUUGGUGAGAGGGCUGUCAACAUUAUCAAGUAUCUCUUUUCGGUGCCAAAGCUAAAUUCUGAGCGAAUAAUUGCUUUUGCUAAUAGAGAAGGUUACAUCUCUUUCAGGCAUCAUGUCUACGAAAAACAUGGUGGUCCCAAAUCGAUUUACCUGAAGAAGUUUCGCCCGCGCUUUGAGUUGUGGCUCUAUCGGGCCGGCGAUCUUCUGCUUUGUAAUCACUUCUAUUUGUGUAUAAGCUACCUGGUAUUUUGGUUUCCUUGUUUCUUAGCUCUUUGCUAAUCUUGAUAUCUUAGCUCCACAACUUAUCUUCCUUUCUUAAAGGCCUGUAAUCUUCUGCUUUGUCAUUAGUUUUAUUUGUCUAUAAGCUGUCUGGGAUUCCCUGGUUUCUUAGUUCCUUACUGAUCUUGAUAUCUUAGCUGUUCAGCUUAUCUUCUUCUCUUGAAGGACAUCUUCCUUGAGGACAUCAAUCAGUCUUACCAAUAUUUCCUUGCUGAGAUUUCUUCUGGUGGUUUAUGGUUUUAGAUAUAUAUCUUCUACUUUUAUUUGUCUGCCCUUAUAGAAAUAUUAUUCGUCAUGUAGUCUUUGUUUUACAUGUUUGCAUGUUUAUUAAUAAUAUUACUACCCUACCUCUUAUUGUUCUCUUUUCAUCUGUUAUACUUCAUUCCGAUAACUACUAUAACUAUAUGUUAAUGGUAUGUGGUAUCUUAUUAUGUAUGCUAUUUCUUGUUGUUAUUACAAAUUGUUCAUUCUUAGGUUCCUUUGAUUGUUCUAAAUAUGUUGUUUGCUUGUGCAGCUGUUUUCCUGUUGUCUAUUAAGUUUUUUUAUUGUGUUCAAGUUGAUAGUGCUUAACACGAUGCCUCGAGUUCCACGUAUUAGGCCACGUAUGUUUCCUAUCGUAUAUUUCAUUGCGUACCUUUUGUCUCUUCUAUUUUUUCCUUGCUGAACUCUUGCUUAUAUCCCUUUUCGUGGGGUUGCGGGAGGGGAUCCGAAUAGAAGAUAUCGUGUGCUCGUCUUUGCCUUUUGAUGUGACAACGGAAAAUCGUCGUAAGCAUCGAAGGUUGGAUAAUCACCGUCGAUUGAAAUUGCCAGGUCCAAGCGACGGUUGUGUUGUGACAAAUCUGUAUGUACGGUUUACCCAAGAGUAUGUAGAUUACUUAAAAGGUAUAGGUAUAUGUAUAAGAUUGUCCUUAACCUGUCCUUGCCUGCUCACCUUUGCCUGUGAUUUAAUCUGUUUAUUUCUUUGUUGCUUUUGCUAUGUAGAGUCUUAUCGUGAGAGAUCGUAUUUUGGAUUUCCUAAUUUCAAGUGCGAACAUUGCCAUGCAUUAUUCUGGUUUGCAGAAACUGUACAAGGAUCCUCUACCACUAGGGGACAAGGCCCAGUGUAUAAUCUAUGUUGUAAGGGUGGGAAAGUUCAGAUUAAACCAUUUAAACAACCGCCCCCAUUUCUUCGAGACCUCCUAAAAUUCGAUGGUGAUUCUCGGUGCAAAAAAUUCCUGAGACAGAUUCGGCAAUAUAAUUGUUUGUUUGCUUUUAGCUCCAUGGGUGCCAGAAUAGACAAUGCUAUAAACAAAGGUCGAAGUCCAUAUGUGUUUCGUAUUAGUGGACAAAUUCAUCAUCGUAUUGGAUCUUUACUUCCAGCAGAUGGUGAGGCCCCACAGUUUGUUGAGCUUUAUAUUUAUGACACAGAUAAUGAGGUGACAAAUAGAAUUCAUGCGUUAGAUCCAUCUGAAAGACUAGAAGGUGAAUUAGAUAGAGAGAUUAUCGAAGGUUUAUUACAAAUGUUAGAUGAGCAUAAUCCUUUAGUGAAAAAAUUUAGAAUGGCAAGAGAUCGAUUAAAAGAGUGUGACGGGGAAAAUGUGGGUAUCAGAAUUGUUGGCGCUCGUGAAGGUGAUCCUGUCCAAUAUAAUUUGCCGACGUGUGAUGAGCUCGCUCUAUUAGUGGUUGGGGAUUUCUCGCUUGAUACUUUUAAGCGUGAUAUUGUGGUCCAUUGUUUUGAUGACAACCUUCACCAAAUACCAACACUUCAUCCUGCUCUUAUGGCCUUGCAAUAUUCACUCUUGUUCCCAUAUGGCGAACGUGGUUUUCAAGUAGGUGUCCUUUAUAUUGGUGUUGAUCUAACAAGGCCAAACACUCGAAAUAAAAUGACGAUGCAAGAUUACUAUCGUCACUGCUUUCACUAUAGAAGAAAUCAACCAAAUCCCUAUCUGUGUUACGGAAGAUUGUCUUCGCAGGCUAAGGUUGAUGCCCGAGCUUGUAUUGACGAGAGUAGAUUGCAAUAGAUUAUUGACAAUCAAUCUAAGCUUAGAGCAGAACAAUUUCAAGGAAUAGUUGAUGCUGUGACAAGUGGUUGUAUAGAUGGCGAUGCUAUUGGUAAACGCACAUACCUUCCUGCGAGUCAUACUGGGGGUAGGCGGUACAUGAUUCAAAAUUUCCAUGAUGCGGUUGCGAUAACCAGUCUACAGUCCUACAGAUAUAUUUUUAACUUUCACGUGUAAUCCAAAAUGGCCAGAAAUUAUUGAAGCUCUUAGAUUCGAACCUUGUCAAAAACACACCGAUAGGGCUGAUCUUGUUGUUAGGGUGUAUCAUAUGAAAUUAGAUGACAUGCUAAGACAUAUUAAGGAUGGCACGUCGUUUGGCCCUAUUAAUGCAGGUGUGCUGUCUCUUCGUUCUUUACAUUUCUAUUCUUUUUAAUUAUUUGUCUAUUUACCUUCAAUCAUUCUCAUAUAGGUUUGCACGAUUUCCCUUAUCUUACAUUUUCUUGUGUUUGUUUCCGUUUAUCAGUGCUUCAUACUAUUGAGUUCCAAAAGCGUGGCUUGCCGCAUGCGCAUAUGCUCAUAUGGCUCCGCCUCACAGUGUCUACUCCUACACUUGAGCUCAUAGAUUCUUUCACUAGUGCUGAAAUUCCAGAUCCACAAGUUGAUCCUCUCGGCUAUGCUCUUGUUGCAGAGCAUAUGAUACAUGGCCCUUGUGGUGCAAAUAACCCAAAUUGUUCUUGUAUGAAAAAUGGUAUUUGCUCUAAAGGCUAUCCAAAACUAUUCUCCGAAGAAACUAAAAUCGAUGACCAAGGCUUCGCUGUGUAUAAACGUCCUCAAAAUGGAAGAUAUGUUAAGAAAGGAAAUGUUGAUUUAGAUAAUCGAUGGGUAGUGCCUUACAAUAUGACCCUUCUCAAAAAAUUCCAGACUCACAUUAAUGUUGAGUUUUGUAAUAGAACACAUGUUUUAAAAUAUUUGUUUAAGUAUGUGACAAAGGGUCCUGAUUGUGCAAAAGUCUACCUUGAGCGAAUUAGAAAGGGUGAAGAUGCACCGAUGGAUGCCACAACUAGGAGUGUUAAUGAGGUCAAAGAGUACCUAGAUUGUCGAUACAUUUGUGAGCAAGACGCGUGUUGGCGGGUAUUUGACUAUAAUAUACAUACCCAUGUUCCGUCUGUAGAGCGAUUGCCUGUUCAUUUACCUAACGAGAAUUACGUCACUUACAGAGAGAUAGACAAUUUGUCUGCAGUCGUAGCAAGUGAACGUGUCAAACGAACUAUGCUAACCGAGUGGUUUUUAGCUAACGAGAGAUACACACAGGGAAAUAACUUAACUUAUUGUGAAUACCCUACCUUAUUUACAUGGGAUGAAACAAAUAGAGUAUGGAAUGAAAGGAAGCAUGGUUUUAAGAUAGGACGUCUAUAUUUUGUCCACCCUAGUGCAGGAGAACGAUACUUUUUAAGAAUGUUAUUAAUGAUUGUGAAAGGUGCAAAGAGCUACGAAGACAUUAGGGCUUAUGAGGGAAUAGUGUAUAGUACGUUCAAAGAAGCAUGUGCAGCCCGAGGUCUUCUAGGGGAUGACACUGAGUGGCUUAGUGCUUUUAAUGAGGCAGUUACGUGGGGUUCAUCAACUCAGCUUAGACAACUUUUUGUUACUAUGUUACUGUUUUGUGAUGUCAAAGAUGAAUUUUUGCUUUUUGAAAACGUCUGGUUUUAUUUGGGAGAUGAUAUGAAGCGCCAACUGAAACAAACUUUGCGAAACCCAAACUUUGUCCUUCCUUUAUCUGAAUUAAAAGACAUGAUACUUGAUGAGAUUUCUAUUUUACUUAAUAAACAUGGAGUCAGUAUAAAAGACUAUAAUUUGCCCAGCAAGAGCGAAAAAGCUUCGCCAUUUCUCACAAAUAGGCUUAUAGACGAUGAGAUGUCUUACAAUUUACCUGAAUUAGAGAUGGAAUCUGCAUUCUUGUGUAGUCGUCUGACUUCAGAACAGAUGCAAGCUUUUCAGCAAAUAGUUAGUUGUGCCUCAGAUGAAACUCUUGGGUUUUUCUUUGUUUCAGGAUUUGGUGGUACCGGGAAAACUUUUCUUUGGAAUGCAAUUGUGUCAUUUUUAAGAGCAAAAAGAAAAAUUGUCUUGACUGUUGCGUCUUCUGGCGUAGCAGCUUUACUUUUGCCAGGUGGAAGAACUGCUCAUUCUCGAUUUAAAAUACCUCUUAAUAUCGAUGAUAGUACUAUUUGUGAUAUUAAGAGAGGCACCAUGCUAGCUGGGCUGAUCCUUAAAACAUCAUUAGUUAUUUGGGAUGAAGCUCUUAUAACCCACAGGAAAUGUUUUGAGACACUAGAUAGAACUCUACGUGAUAUAGUAGGUGGGCAAAAUCCAGAAGCGAAAGAUCUUGUGUUUGGUGGCAAAGUUAUUGUGCUUGGUGGUGACCUGAGACAAAUUCUUCCUGUUAUAGAGGGUGGUACUAGAGCUGAAAUAGUUAAUGCUUCGAUUACUAAUUCAACGUUGUGGCGUCAUGUGAAGGUUUUAAAAUUAACAACUAAUAUGAGACUAUUGUCAACUAGUCUUGAUCCUAUUGUACAAUGUGAAAUUGCUAAAUUUAGCAAAUGGGUACUUGAUAUUGGUGAAGCAAAGUUGCCUACUGAAAAACGUAGUACUGAGGAUGAGCCGACAUGGAUAGAGAUACCUUCUGAAUUUUUGCUUCAUACAGAAGGUGACAAAAUUGCUUGUAUUGUUUCUUCUGUUUAUUCAAACUUGCAAGCAAAUUUUUCUGAUGCAUUAUAUUUGUGUAAGCGUGCUAUAUUAACACCAACAAAUGAGAUUGCUGAUGAAGUUAACUCAUAUGUUGUCUCUUAUUCCAGGCGAGAAAAAAGAAUUCCUAAGUUGUGAUACAAUUUGUAAAUCAACAUAUACAGUUGGGGAUGUAAAUCUACUCUAUCCUGUCGAGUUUCUUAAUUCGCUUCAAUUUAACAAUUUCCCGCAGCAUCGUCUUGUGCUAAAAAAGGGUGUUCCUAUCAUGUUGCUGCGUAACCUUAGUCAGACAGAAGGGUUGUGCAAUAUAACACGGCUUAUCGUCACAAAUCUUUCUGACUUAGUGAUUGAAGCAGUUAUUAUAACUGGAAAAAAUGUUGGGCACACUGUUUAUAUACCUAGAAUAGUUUUGUCUUCGCAAAAAAAAUAAAAUGUCAUUUAGCCUCCAGCGUCGUCAAUUCCCUGUUAAAGUAUGCUAUGCUAUAACUAUAAAUAAAAGCCAAGGGCAAACUCUUGAUAAUGUCGGUGUUUAUUUAAAGAGUCCUGUUUUCACUCAUGGUCAAUUAUAUGUAGCUGUGUCCCGUGUAACAUCCAAAAAAGGGCUUACCAUUUUGAUUGAAAAUGAGGAUGGCACAUGUGGUUCCAAAACUAAAAACAUAGUCUAUAAUGAGAUUUUUGCAUCUGUGCGAUAACUUUAUUGUGUAAUUUGUACAUAAACAUCUAUAAUUUUUACUGUAAAACAUGGUUUGUUUAUAGUGAUCUAUAUUAUCCGGUGCAUUCGUAGUUCCUUAAUAACGAGGAGAUAUACAUUUGUAUAUUCAUCGUGCUUAUUACAUUAUUUGUGUAUGUUUGGUUUUCUUAUUUUGCUUACAGUACAAGAUGUCAACCUUUAUGAUGAAAGACAUAAACCCACGGGGUAGGCAUUGGGUCAUUUGUACAAGGGUGUCAAGAAUGUGGGAUUACCGUGGAGGCACAGACGAUGGUCAAAUACGUCAUGUUGAUCUUGUGUUACUUGAUGCUGAGGGAACUCCAAUGUAUGCUGAGAUUGGACCUAACAAUAUCGAAUCUAAGAAACCUUUGUUUGCAGAGGGAAAAGUAUACACACUUAAGAGGUUUAGAGUUAUAAAAUCUAAACCUGUCUACAGGCCUGUUGAAUCAGAGUUCAUGAUUGAAAUCACCUGUCACACCUUGAUCAAAGAAAAGCAUGAUUUCCCAACUGAUUUUCCAAUAUACGCUUAUAAUCUAACAAAAUUUGCUGAUUUACCCAUGCUUGUUGGAGAAAACAAGUGUUUUAUCGAUGUUAUUGGGAUAAUCACAGAAAUCUCUGAACUGACCACCAUUCAGCUUCAGAAUCAAACGAGGGCUACAAGUCGAAGGACAAUUAUAUUGAGAGAUCAAAGCAACUAUGAGAUGAAGUUAUUUUUAUGGGGUCAAAGAGCCUCUGAAUUUGAUGCUGAUGAAGUGUGUGCGCUUAGCCAGGAUGGUCCAGUCAUUGUUAUCUUUGUUGGUAUGCUUAUGAAGUCUUACAGAGGCGAGUAUUCGUUGAGCGGUAACACAGCAUGUCGUUGGUAUAUUAAUUCUGAGGUUACUGAGGUUGAUGAUUUCUUUGAUAGUCUUGGUGGUGAUUUCCAGCCUAUAAAGCGUGUCACACCAGAUGAACAUCAAUACAUUCCUCGUCCUGUCAAUGUGGAACCCCAGCAGAAGACUCUCCAUGAGCUCUUUGAGAUUAGCCCAUAUGACUUUCCGACUGAAGGUUUCUGUUGUAUUAUCACUAUCUCGAGGAUUGAUCCAUUCAUAUCCUGGUGGUUUCCUUCAUGCAACCGAUGUAGCAGAACCGCGCUUCCAGAUGGAAAUGAUUAUAAAUGUUCGCAUUGCGGUUGUACCGGCUCUACAUUCAAGUACAAGAUAUGCGUGAUUGGAACUAAUGGAACAGAUGAAGCAGAGUUUGUAUUCUUUGGAGCUGUCGGCCAGCGCCUUAUCCAUAAAGACGUCAAGCUGCUGAUGCGGUCGUGCCACAAAGCUAAUGACAUUCCAAGCGAAAUAACAUCCUUAGUAUCCCAAAAAUAUUUACUGACAAUUAAUGUGACCAGCAAAUGCUUUGACAAAGCUCAACGAUCAUAUCAAGUGAAUGCUAUCAACUGUGCCUAUGGCAGACAGCCUACAAUUCCAAUUGUUAAGAAACUUGCUGCUAGAUUUGCUGGUGGGAAGCGCAAGGCUACUUCAUUGGAGGGUACAUCAUCUACUGAAGCAUCAUUACAGGAGAGCCACCAGAACAUAAAAAAUACUCCAGCAUCAAAAGACACUCCAGCACUUACGCUAUCUAAGACAAAGGACUGUUCCUCUAAUCAAUCAAAGGUCCAUGCAAGGAAAGAAAAGUUGAGUAGGCGCCAGUUUAAAAAUGAAGACCCAAAUCAGCAGAAGGAUGAUGAUUCUCUCGAUCAUGAACUGGAAGAUGACAUGAGUAAUGCUGCUGCUGGAGAUAACUCUUUGGCUAUUUCUGGCGAUGACAAUAACGGUGGCUCGACCAAACCUUAGUAACCUCGUAGUAUUAGCAAUCCUAGCAUGGUAGCUUGCUAGCCGGAGGCUGUCUUCCUUCUGUUGUUAAUAUAACUUCAUACUAAAGUAUAGACGCCAACGGUAUUACAUGUUGCUUUUGUCGUUGUAAAUAUGAACUUAAUGCUUGGACCUCCUUUUUGAUGUUUGUAUUACCUCAGUCUGGAAGAUAGGAGCUGUUAACACCGCUAUUUCCCCAUGUUUAUUCGCACAUACCGACCUUAGCGGUUAGCUCUCCAACUAUUAGCUCUGUCGUUUCUUCACUACAAAUUCCUAUGGCUCCUGUAACGUUGGUGUAAUUUGGUUGUUUGUUCUACAUAUCCAUACUACUUUUGCAGACUUGUAUAAUGCAUCAAUCAACUAUAUCAAUAAACCUCUUUAGUUGUAUAAUAAAUUGAUGUCCUCUCAGCUCUACCA